GGCACACACUAGACAAACCGAUAUGCGCUUUUACGCACAAGCGAGGAUUGGGGAUUUUACGCACACAUGCACAGAGAGGAGGGCGCAUGACGCACGGCGCAAUUACAUGGACGAAUUUAGGGAGAGGUGUACGCGCGUAAAUACCGAGAGAGAGAGAGAGCGAGAGGAGAGAGAGAGAGAGAUUAAAGAGAGCAGAUAACAAUGUCAGGUUUGUGUCGGUGGAGACAUUAAAGGUUGGAGGCUCCGUUCACAGACGCAGAGAGAGGAAGAAGAAGCAGAAAGAAAAGAGGAAUUGUUGACAAAAUCUUUGGAAAAGCUCCUCCUCUGCGAGACGGAACCUCCUUAAUUACUAAUUUCUCUACAUCCAAGCCUCUCUCUCUCUCUCUCUCUCUCUCUCUCUCUCUCUCUCUCUCUCUCUCUCUCUCUCUCUCUCUCUCUCUCUCUACUCCUCCGUCCAUGCAUCUCUCAUCCUGACCCUCCUUUCUCUCUCUCCUCUCUCUGUCUCUCUUUUCGUUUCCAGUCUGGAUAACGGAGGUGGACUAGCUUGGACUUCUUGUUGUUAUUAUUUUUUUUAUUAUCAUUAUUAUUAUUAUUUAUUCCUCGUUGUUUUUGGGAGACAGACCCGCCACCGGGCAUGAUGGAGGAUGUAAAAGACCCGCCGAUCGUUCACCGGUCCUCCUCCUUCAGUAUCAAGAGCCUCCUGCUGCCCUCAAAGUGCGACAGACCGGAUUCCGUGGCCGCUGCAGCCGCCGCUGCCGCCGCGGUUGUCGGCAUCCCGGGGACCUUCUCUCCCUCCCCGGGCUCCGACUCUGAGAAGUCGCUGGAUCCAGCGGAGGUGGACUCCACGGCUGCGGCUCUGGACCCAGAGAAACCGGGGGAAGAGGAGGAGGAGGGCGGAGAGGUAGAAGGCGAAGGAGAUGGAGGGGACGGCGCCAAUAAGGCUGCGCCGGAGCAGAAAGCCAACAGCGCGAAAAACGGGAAAUACGACAAGCCUCCUUUCAGCUACAACGCUCUCAUCAUGAUGGCCAUCCGGCAGAGCCCCGAGAAGAGGCUCACGCUCAACGGCAUCUACGAGUUCAUCAUGAAAAACUUCCCGUACUACCGGGAGCACAAGCAGGGCUGGCAGAACUCCAUCCGGCACAACCUGAGCCUCAAUAAGUGCUUCGUGAAGGUUCCCCGGCACUACGACGACCCGGGGAAGGGCAACUACUGGAUGCUGGACCCGAGCAGCGAUGAUGUUUUCAUCGGGGGGACGACGGGGAAGCUGCGCAGGCGCUCCGCCACCUCCAGGGGCAAACUGGCGAUGAAACGCGGGCUGCGCUUCGCUCCGCUCGGCCUGGGGAUUAACGAGCGGGCGAACAACCCGCUCUACUGGCAGAUCUCACCCUUCCUCUCCCUGCACCACCACCACCAUCAUCACCCGCACUACAACGGAUCCUCGCCCGGGUUUUUGAACCAGGCAGCCGGGUACGGGUCGCUGCUGCCGGCGGUGGAGCAGCUGAGCAACGGGGAGCUGGGGCGCUCCAUCCUCGGCGGCUCGUUGUCGAACAGUUACGGGAUGAGUGGGUCGCCGGUCGGGCUGCUCUCCGGACAGACAGCCGGGUAUUUUGUCUCAGGGAACCAGCAUGCAGGAGCGCAGGGGCCGCCGGGAGGAGGACCGCCGCCGCCACAUCUCCAGCAGAGCGCGCAGGGUUUCGGCAGCCUCGCGGCCAGCAGCUCCCCGCAGAGCCUGCUGUCGGACUCCCUCAGAAACAGCUCCCUACCGGCCUUCUCCCCGGGCGUGUCCGCGGGCUUCCCCGGGGUGCUGUCCCAUCAAAAGAGGGUGACUCCAAACGCUUUCCUAAACUGAACUCUGCACCCUCAUCACCAUCACCUUUUUUUUUUUUUUUUUUUACCGCGCAUGGCACCGGGACGCGGACGCACAAAGACGUCAUGUUAAAGGGGCAAAUAAUAAGUGGUAAAUAUCAAAACAUUGAUUGCAAAAAAUAUAUAUAUAUAUGAAGUGAAACUUUUUGGCCAUAUUCUGCCCCACCCGAAGAGCAAGGGGGUUUAUUUUGAUUUCAUUUUCACUUUUGGUUUAAACAAAAAAAAUAACAAAGGGACUAACUUUUGGUUACCGGCGGGUUGUACAACUGUAUAAACUAGACUUGCCAAAGGUAACUCUAAGUAUAUUUCAAGCUAUUUAUAUCUUGUACAAAUAUUUUCAGUACUUUUCUUUCUUGAGUCUUUAAUUUAUGUUUUGUAUUUAUUGUAAAAUGUAUUUAAAUUCUAUUUGUCAGUGUAAGCUUAUCAGUAUUGAGGAAAAGGGGGGAGGGAGUGGGGAAUAAGACAAACAGGGUUAAUUAUUAUUAUUAUUAUUAUUUAUGAAUUUUUUUGAGACAAUCAAGGACAAAAAAAGACAAUCAAAACUUUUCCUUUUCUCUCUUUUUUUUUGGGAGGAAAAGGAAAUAAUGAAUAAAUAAAGCCUUAAAAUUUAGAAACAAUCAGGGGUUUGAGAGGAAGAAUAAGCCUAUAAAUCAUAUCUCUACUCAGGUUUGACCCCGGACAGCCCGAAUAAUAAUAAUAAUGAAAGCGUGAACGACAAUAAUUUAAAAAAAAAAAAAAAAAACUGCUCUGCGCGAAGAGUUUCCUUCCAAAAAUAAUGAUAUCCAAAACGUGUCAGCGCUGUAGUAAAGCUAUAAUAAUAUCCUCACUGCUGCCUUCAAACUGCUUCCAAAUGUCUUGAACUGCCCCUUUAAAUCCAAAUAAAUAAAUACAUAAAACGGAUAGAAAUGCUUUUUGGAAAAGAACUCUUCUUAUGUAGCCUACAAUUAUGCAAAACAACACGUUUUUGUACGUUUUUUUUUUGGUUUUGUUCAAAAGCCCAGAUUGUCGUCUUCACAUCAAUUGAUUUCGGUUUUGAAUGUGUGUGUAUGUGUGUGUGUGUGUGUGUGUGUGUGUGUGUGUGUGUGUGUGUGUGUGUGUGUGUGUGUGUGUGUGUGUGUGCGUAAAAACUCCUGCGCAUGUGCGCUAAAAGCAGUCGUAAAAACUACCAAGCCUAAU
Molecule: messenger RNA, 3042 nt
Organism: Sander lucioperca (pikeperch)
Lineage: Eukaryota; Metazoa; Chordata; Actinopteri; Perciformes; Percidae
Product: forkhead box protein G1-like
Exons: 1
Coding region: 635-1849 (404 amino acids)
Biological process (GO): regulation of transcription by RNA polymerase II
Cellular component (GO): nucleus
Molecular function (GO): sequence-specific double-stranded DNA binding; DNA-binding transcription factor activity
Source: RefSeq, a predicted model, not a curated record